Hyla sarda is the source of this 1117-nucleotide messenger RNA. RefSeq names its product peptidylprolyl isomerase E (gene PPIE). The coding region runs from base 116 to 1021 and encodes 301 amino acids. NCBI's taxonomy places the organism in Eukaryota, Metazoa, Chordata, Amphibia, Anura, Hylidae. The record is from RefSeq and is a predicted model, not a curated record. The transcript is spliced from 10 exons. Gene Ontology annotation, cellular component: intracellular membrane-bounded organelle. Gene Ontology annotation, molecular function: RNA binding; peptidyl-prolyl cis-trans isomerase activity. Gene Ontology annotation, biological process: protein folding; protein peptidyl-prolyl isomerization.
UGACUGAAGACAUCGCAACUAGUAGCACUUCUACCUCUAGUGGUUAGUGCACGUCGUGCGUGCCCGCCCACGCUAAUGACGUCACCGGGUAAAGGUUAAUGAUAUUCAAGGCAACAUGGCGGCCACCAAGCGAGUGCUGUACGUUGGCGGCCUGGCCGAGGAGGUGGAUGAGAAGAUCCUGCACGCAGCCUUCAUCCCCUUUGGAGACAUUACAGACAUUCAGAUCCCUCUGGACUAUGAGACCGAAAAACACAGAGGAUUUGCUUUUGUUGAAUUUGAGCUCCCAGAGGAUGCAGCUGCAGCCAUUGAUAACAUGAAUGAGUCUGAACUCUUUGGUAGAACCAUACGUGUAAAUCUUGCAAAGCCUAUGCGACUAAAGGAAGGUUCUUCGAAGGCAGUUUGGUCUGAUGAUGACUGGCUCAAAAAGUUUUCUGGUAAAACGUUAGAGGAAGCUGAACAGGCUGAAGGGACAGAAACUCCUCAAGCUGCAGCACAAGAGGGAGAACCACCUUCUAAAAAGGUUCGAGCUAACCCCCAAGUCUACAUGGAUAUCAAGAUAGGGAACAAGCCUGCUGGACGUAUUCGUUUUUUGUUACGAGCAGAUGUUGUUCCUAUGACAGUGGAAAACUUCCGUUGCCUCUGCACACAUGAAAAGGGCUUUGGCUUCAAGGGAAGCAGCUUCCAUAGAAUAAUUCCACAGUUCAUGUGUCAGGGAGGGGACUUCACCAAUCACAAUGGCACAGGAGGAAAAUCCAUCUAUGGACGGAAGUUUGAUGAUGAGAACUUCAUUCUGAAGCACACAGGUCCAGGUUUAUUAUCUAUGGCAAAUUCUGGUCAAAAUACAAAUGGAUCACAGUUCUUCAUCACAUGUGACAAAACAGACUGGCUUGAUGGGAAACAUGUUGUGUUCGGAGAGGUGAUGGAGGGAAUAGAUGUUGUACGUCAGAUGGAGGCUCAAGGGAACAAGGAUGGAAAACCAAAACAGAAAAUAAUAAUCUCAGACUGUGGCGAAUAUGUAUGACGUCACCUCUUCUGCACUGACAGUACAGUGACCAAUAAACAUCACAAGAAGACUUUACAUUUUCCACAAAAAGUUUUGUAAAUUAUUUGUUAAAAA